Molecule: messenger RNA, 5371 nt
Organism: Notolabrus celidotus (New Zealand spotty)
Lineage: Eukaryota; Metazoa; Chordata; Actinopteri; Labriformes; Labridae
Gene: ect2
Product: epithelial cell transforming 2
Exons: 27
Coding region: 399-4010 (1203 amino acids)
Biological process (GO): mitotic cytokinesis; regulation of cytokinesis, actomyosin contractile ring assembly; nervous system development
Cellular component (GO): cell cortex; nucleus
Molecular function (GO): GTPase activator activity; guanyl-nucleotide exchange factor activity
Source: RefSeq, a predicted model, not a curated record
AGCUCAGUUGUUUGCCUUUCCUUUUGAAUUGAGCUCGAACAGAAGCUGACAACUUCCCUGGACACCUAUUAGCUGUCAACAAACUAAAGCAGAUACAUUUCGACUUUUACUUUGGAGUGUUUUACACUGAAAAGGCAACAUGCAUUGAUACGAGAUUUGAUAUUCAGCGGGGCGAUGCCACAGUUGUUUUGAAGAGUGUUUUGGACCGAAGAGUUAUUCCCAGGACCUCCUCUUUGUGUUGUGGGGACUUUCUAGCUCGGUAGCUAAUUUAGCUAAGUUAGCUAGAGGGCUGAAGAAACUCAACCGUUCAGCGGCCUUUCAGAGUUUCCUCUAUCUCUGUCUUCAAACAAAGUACCAGACAUCGAUACAGUUGUUUGGUGCCGUCUGCAGUGCCUGCCAUGGCUGACAGCAGCAUACUGACUUUGGGGACAGCUCGGAGUCUGUUGGUGGAUUCUUCGGUCUAUGACUCAAGGAUCGCCGAGACCACCAAGGACCAUAUAUUUCUGGGCAUGUCAUGCGAAGAUGGGGAAGAUAUGCUUCCAAAAGUGGAGACACGGGUCGUUCUGGUGGGAGAAGCUGGCAGGAACGAAGCCCUGGUCAAAGCACUGCAGGCCAUCAGAGUAAUGGAGGUACCCGUGGUAAAGAUAAGAGACGGCGAGGCGGGUGCCGAGGAGAAAAUGAUGAUAAAAUCUAUAGUCAAUAUGGACAUCAACACCCCGUGCUUGAUCACAGACAACGUCCAGGAGUUUGGGGAUGGAGAGAACACAGACUUUGAGACGGUCUUUGUCCUCACAAACUUUGAUUCUCCAGACUACGACUACCUCUACAAACGUGACAACCGCAUCAUCGGGCCGCCUGUCGUACUGCACUGUGCUGCAAAGGAAGAACCUCUUCAGUUUUCUUGUCGUCCUCUCUAUUCGACCACGAUGCUCAACAUGUCACUGUGCUUUACCGGCUUUAGGAACAAAGAGGAAAUGAAGAACCUGGUGAAUCUGGUACAUCAUAUGGGUGGAACCAUCAGGAAAGACUUCAGCAUCAAGAUUACUCAUCUCAUCGCCUACUCCACCCAUGGAGAGAAAUAUAGGCUGGCAGUGUGCAUGGGGACACCCAUCCUCACUCCAUCAUGGAUUCUCAAGGCCUGGGAGAGAAGAGAUGAAGCAUGCUUCCAUGCAGGAGAAGAGGAGUUCCGAACAGAAUUCAAAGUGCCUCCAUUCCAGGACUGCAUCCUCAGUUUUCUCGGUUUCUCAGAUGAAGAGAAGGCCAACAUGGAGGAGAGAACUCUCAAACAUGGUGGCAGUUAUCUUGAGGUUGGAGAUGAGAGAUGUACACACAUGGUGGUGGAGGAAAACUCAGUAAAGGAGCUGCCGUUUUCUCCUUCAAAGAAGCUCUAUGCGGUCAAACAAGAGUGGUUCUGGGGAAGCAUUCAGAUGGAUGCCCGUGCUGGGGAGUCGAUGUACCUCUAUGAGAAGAACGACAGCCCAGCCAUGAAGAAAGCUGUGUCCCUCCUGUCCCUCACCACCCCCAACAGCAGCCGUAAGCGUCGACGUCUCAGGGACACACUGGCUCAGCUCACCAAGGAGACCGAGAUCUCUCCCUUCCCUCCGCCCCGCAAAAGGCCGUCAGCAGAACACACCCUGUCCAUGGGUUCUCUGCUGGACAUCUCAAACACUCCUGACACGUGCAAAGCCUUGGCAGAAGACAGAGUAGGGAACAGUUCAGGGAGCAAAGAAGAUGAUACUGUGACCAGGAAUAGGAUGAGGAGGAGAACAACCAGGGAGAGAAGGAUUAGGACAGAGAGGGAAGAGAGGAGGAAAAGGUCAAGCUUGAGUUCAAGAACCUUUCAACAACUGGAGGAGCAGCCGCAGUCAGGAAUUUCUACAGAGAGUUCGAAGCCCUCUAAGAGCUCAACUCCGGUUUUGUCCAAGCAGUCAGCGAGGUGGCAGGUCUCCAAGGAGCUCUACCAGACUGAGAGCAACUAUGUCGACAUUUUGAGCACCAUCCUCCAGCUUUUCAAAAUUCCUCUGGAAAAAGAGGGGCAGGUAGGUGGACCAAUCUUGGCCCAAGAGGAAAUGAAGACUAUAUUUGGCUGCAUCCCAGACAUCUACGAGGUUCACACCAGAAUAAAGAGUGAUCUCGAGGAAGUCCUGACAGACUGGUCAGAGGACAAGAGUGUAGGAGACAUCAUCCUCAAAUAUUCCAGAGAGCUGGUGAGGGCCUACCCACCCUUCGUCAACUUCUUUGAAAUGAGCAAGGACACCAUUGUUCGCUGUGAGAAACAGAAGCCGCGCUUCCAUGCUUUCCUCAAGAUCAACCAAUCCAAGCCAGAGUGUGGCAGACAGACACUGGUGGAACUGCUCAUCAGACCAGUGCAGCGGCUGCCCAGUGUAGCCCUUCUCCUCAACGACAUAAAGAAGCAUACAUCAGAUGACAACCCAGACAAGAUAACGUUGGAGAAAGCUAUCGAGUCUCUGAGAGAAGUCAUGACACACAUCAACGAGGACAAGAGGAAAACUGAAGGCCAGAAGCAGAUCUUUGAUGUUGUGUAUGAAGUUGAUGGCUGUCCUGCCAACUUGCUUUCCUCCCAUCGCAGCUUGGUUCACAGAGUAGAAACCAUUGCCCUGGGAGACCAGCCAUGUGAUCGUGGGGAGCAUGUGACACUCUUCCUCUUCAAUGACUGCCUCGAGAUUGCAAGGAAGCGACAUAAGGUGAUCAAUACGUUCAAGAGUCCACUGGGACAGACGAGACCGCCUCCCCCUCUCAAGCACAUUGCAUUGAUGCCCCUGUCCCAGAUUCGGAGAGUGCUGGACUUGCAGGACACAGACGAGUGUUUGAAUGCAUUUGCCUUGGUGGUUCGCCCUCCAACUGAACAGGAGAACUUGUUGUUCAGUUUCCAAUUGGCUGGAGAGGACACCGUUAAAAGCGCCUGGCUGCGAACACUUUGUCGCCAUGUCGCCAACACCAUCUGCAGGGCUGAUGCGGAGGACAUGAUUCAGUGUACGGACCCAGACUCACUGCAAGUCAGCACCAAGGAUAUGGACAGCACCUUGAGUAAAGCCUCCAGGGCCAUCAAGAAAACUUCUAAAAAGGUGACAAGGGCCUUUUCUUUCACCAAGACCCCAAAGCGUGUGAUCCAGAGGGCGUUCAUGGCCAACAGUACUCCAGAUGAGAAGUUGCAGAGGCUGAGUUGUGAAAACCGUAUUGGCAGCAGCUCCACACUGGCUAUGUCUCGCUCUGCCUCAACAUUCAGUUUGAGUGAUUCUGCCAAGAGUAGUGCCAUGGUACAGCGAUCCAACUCUCUGGACCAUCCUCCUGUCAGAGCCAGGGUCUCUGUCUGUAUGCGAACCCCCUGCAGCCCAGCCCAAAUCCCCCCUAAUAGCCCUAUCCCCGCCCCUCGUCCUGAGCUUAGCCAAGCCAGGGUCCCUGUCUGUAUGCAAACCCCCUGCAGCCCAGCCCAAAACCCCCCACAUAGCUCUAUCGCCGCCCCUCGUCCUGAGCCUAGCCAAGCCAGGGUCCCUGUCUAUAUGCGAACCUCCUGCAGCCCAGCCCGAAACCCCCCACAUAGCUCUAUCCCCGCCCCUCGUCCUGAGCUUAGCAUAGGCCUCAGCCCUAACUAUCGCUCUAACAACCAAGAGCGCAGGUCUAUCCUUCAUGCUCCAUUAUCAACCCAAUCAGCUCAACCUCAAAUAGGCCUUUACAAUGCCAAACAGCCACCUUCUUCACCCCGCCACGUAACAACUUCCAUUCCAGCUGUUCCAAACUCCCCUCAGAGCAUCACCCAAACCACCCAGCCAAAACCUAGCCAGUAUGUGUCCAGAGCUAACCAUUUUGUGUCCAGACCCAGCCACUAUGUGUCCAGACCUUCUGUAGGGCCCCAGGCAAGGUUCCCAGCUCCUCCUCAGCCUGUCAGUGUCAAAGGCAAGACCUUUUCUGACCCGUCCAAGGGUCCUCUAGUCUCCUUGGAUCCACGCAAGGCUGUCCUGACCAGUCCUCGCAGGGAGACUCUGCUUUAAACCAUCGCUAACCUCAGUCCAGGAGUCUGACGCACACCAUUCCCCAUCAAUGGUAAAUCUGCAUUCCAUGUUUGAGAGGAAGUACCACACAUUCAGUCGUUCAACCACCCACCUCAUCUGAGGCUCUGUGGCUGCUGCUGCUCUGGAGUACCAGCAGGAGUCAAACAGCUCUCACCUGCUUUGCCUUGACAGCAGCUAAGAACAGGACCUGAAUGGACAGGUGUUUGUGUUUGAAGCUUAGGCUACCUGUAAAGUAUGACAGACUUGUUAUUUCCCCAUACUGAAGCUCUGCACUAUCCGCAUGUAGCCAUGUUUUCCAAAAAUGCACUUAAGCUAGGGACAAACUUCAGUCUGAUAUUUGACAGUAUCAGGAUUGUCCAGCUUAGUGCUCCCCGGCUGAAAUGUGGGCCUCUUCGAGUCAUCUGCCUGAUGCCGAUCAUGUGAUCCACAACAGAAAAUAUAGUUCCUUAUUGGAUCUUGCGUUGAAGAAGGCUUGGCACAUCUCCUCAAACAUGAGCAAUGCUUGAAAUAAGUGUCACUCUGACUUUUCUGGAACGGUACUACACCACGCUCGAGGCUUCAGUGCGCCAUGGCACUGAUUCUGGUAAGGUUAGCCUUACCCUUUAAAAGUGAAGGAUGCUCUGUUUUUUGAAGACAUUUGUUUAUAGAUUAUCUUGAAAUUAUUGAUUUUUUUUGUCAAAGUGAUUAUUAUCUUAUCUCCUGUUCAACCUGUUUUGUCACCACAGUGUACCUCGUUCAGUGGAGCAUUAACACUAACUAUAUAUAUAUACCAAGGUAACGCCAGUCUCUCCUGGUUUAAACGGAGACUUCAUCCUGUCCAGUAUCUCUUAAUGCCAGUUUUAUGUCGCUCUGCUUUGGAACAACCGUUAAACCUAUCCUCAGAUGUAGGGGUAUUACUAUUUAACAAACAGGCUGCAAAGCUCUUUGUAAUAUAUAUUUUAUUUAGCUAAAUUUAAAGUUGAUCUUGUGUCCCCUUUACUGUGUUGUGGCUUCUUUAAGUGACUAACUGGGUGAGAGACCCGUCACAUAAACUGACAUUUACUGUUGUUUUGCAGAGUAGACUUAACUUCUCUUGAUUCUACUUUUUUUUUCUACUUACUAACUCGCGUUAAAAAGUGUUAACCAAUGAUAGCUUAAAGCUUUUAUAAAGCUUCAGUUUUAACAUUUAAGAGAUUGAUUUGAGAGGAAUAAAAGCACAUCUACUCAUCCUCCCUGUAUGUCCGUCCACGUUUUAAACUAUCUUUUUACCUUGUCUGUAAUUGUCUGUGUCUGUAUUUGUUUAAGAAGGGAUGCUGCAUCAGUGUAUAUAUUUAUUCUGGAUCAAUACAUUUUAAAAUCUU